UUCACUUUCCAUAACUCACCGACCAUGUUCUCUCCGCCAAGUGUUCGUCUGCUGAUGGUCCCACUGGCCUCGGUGCGGUCCUUGCUGUUCACGUUCAGGAAAACCUGUCGAGUGUUUUGCGAAAAUACCUCCCUCCACGGGCUGAAAUACGUCGUUGGAACUGGAUUUUACGAAAAUUCCGGCCACCAACGGUUAGCCCAAGUGACGUGGGCCAUCAUUUCACUGCUCGGGAUUGUGUUCACCAUGGUCAUGAUGAAGCUGUCCUGGGUGCGCUUUGGGAGUACGCCGACGAUAACCACCAUCGAAACGACCACCUAUCCGAUCUGGAACAUCCCGUUUCCGGCGGUAACGAUCUGCAAUAUCAACAAAAUUGACCGGAGCCGGACGAGGAACUUGACGCGGCAGUUGGAAUCGCUCGGUCUAACACACAGUCAAGCGGUCAACUUGCUGGUGGCAAUGGCCAGUUUGGUUAAUUUCGAUGCAAUUAACGCCACGUACACGGAACAUGAAAGACUUCUCGGUAAGCUGGGCUACAAUCCGCAAACAAUGCUGCUGGACCUCAACCAGCCGUGCCCUUCGCUAAUCCGCUACUGUUACUGGCUCGGACAGGAAGUUCCGUGCGACAAGUACUUUCACGUCACGAAAACCCACGUGGGCUUCUGCUGCUCGUUCAACGUGGUCCCAGCCAUGCUCGUGGGCAACAAGGCCACCCAGCUGUCGACGCGAGGCUCCACCGACAUCCGGCUUUCUGGGGCCGGAAAGCACGUGGGGUUGUCCGUUACGGUGGACAUCGAACCGCAGAAUUACAUGGCCCCGACCAAGUCCUUUUUCGGAGCGGAGGUUUUCCUGCACAGUCCGAACGAUUUUCCCGCGGAUUCCGAUUUUGAGGACACGCUGCAGCCGGGCUGGGACGUGGACUUUUGCGUAACGCCAAUGCCGAUCGAUAGUAGCGAUUCGCUGAGGCGGGUUCCGUUGAAGAAGCGACAGUGCUUCAUGGAGGGCGAGGGAACUGUCCAGUCGGGUAGUCCGUUCAGCUCGAAUCUGUGCAUGUCCGAGUGCCGGCUGAGGACCAUCGUGAAGCUGUGUAACUGUGUGCCAUUUUUCUAUGCGGAUUUCAAUAUUUCAGAAACAGAAGGAGUCAAAUUAUGUACUUUGGCCAACGUCAACUGUUUGAGACAUUUUAGAAAAGACUUUUACAGCUUGAAGCCACCUCGGGGAAUUUCUGGCGAACACUUGAGGUUUGAUCUUGGCAUGGAUUGUGACUGUAUGCCAUCAUGUUCGUUUUUGAACUAUCAGGUUCAAAGUAUUUCUAGUAGGAGAAAAGCUGGGCCAUUUGCUGCUUCAUCAUAUUUUGGCGGUCGCAACGUGUCCAGCUUCGCCACCCUGCACGUGCACUUCAAGGACCUGUACUGCGUCAAGUAUCGGCGCGAUGCGUUCAUGACCUGGGACGUGCUGUUGGCCGCAUUCGGGGGCAUCUUUGGCCUGUGCAUGGGCGGCUCGGUGCUGAGCGUGGUGGAACUGCUGUACUACUUUUUCGUCAAACCGGUCACGUUCUACAAGCAGGAUCAGAAACGGCGGGAAGCUCGAGGAAAUGUAUUGGAUGUGAGGGGGCGAUCGCGGAUUGGACAAGGCUUUCAACCGGGUCGCUAUCCGGUGGGGUAUUUUGACCGGAAGAAAGUGAUCAUGAGAGAUCGGAUGAGUGCAAAGGGUAAGAAAAAGGGAAUGGGGAUUUCAUCGUUUGGAUCGUUUAGCAAGGGACGUCAGAGUAAUGAACCGGAAACGUUAUUUCUGUAUUGAUUCGGGACUCAUCUUUAUUAGCACUCGAAAUUGGAUUACAGGUGUUGUUUGAAGUUUGUAUUUAUUGCAGUAUAUUUACACUUAAAGAUAACACUUAUAAUGCUAGGGCUUAAGUCUAAGUCAUGUAAUGAAAUCGUUCCGCUUUGAAGCAGCUUAGAACGUACUUAAUAUAACUUCUAGCGGAGGAGUGCACUUUAAUAACUGUAAAAUUUAGAAUUUAACAUUAAAUGUGUGUUAAAAUAUAGCACCCAAAAU
Molecule: messenger RNA, 2052 nt
Organism: Culex quinquefasciatus (southern house mosquito)
Lineage: Eukaryota; Metazoa; Arthropoda; Insecta; Diptera; Culicidae
Product: sodium channel protein Nach
Exons: 6
Coding region: 25-1797 (590 amino acids)
Biological process (GO): sodium ion transmembrane transport
Cellular component (GO): membrane
Molecular function (GO): ligand-gated sodium channel activity
Source: RefSeq, a predicted model, not a curated record